GCUCCAUCGCUCCAUCGCUCCAUCUCAUCGCUCUCCAUCAAUCGACAAGACCGCUCCUUCUCACUCCUACUAGGACGCUCUAUUGCACCACUCACGAGCCUUCGGCCACUACACAACGCGACCUGGACACGGCCGCGUCCAGCGGGGCAUUAUGAGAUCAACGUCUAAGUCACUGGAACAGAUACAGAAACAACUUACUCACUCUGUUCACGAAGCUCGCGAUUCAUCCUCCGAAGGACUCGACGCAGCGCAAGAAAAGGCUCUCAGAAUUACGCGAAAGAUCAUUACUACACCCCCUAAAAAGCUGUCAAUCGGAACUCGACACAGAUACAAACAUGCACGACGGUUCCUUGAAGCGGCCCUUCCCGCGAUCGGAGCGAACUUCUUUCUCGCAUGCGCCAUUUCGCAGGUAGUCCGGGACAUGAGCAAUCUGGCUCAGCACAGUCUCCAACAAUCGAUCGAGGCACUCAAAGCCUGGUGGACAUCAUUACCUCAGGAGCCUCGCCUUGCCGAGUUGCCUCAAUUCACUGCGUUCUUGAAAGAAAUGCAGGGCCCUCUCGGAUGUUCCCCGUACGCCAAAUCAAGUCCACGACCACGAAUACCCGAAGAGAGUCUACCAUCACGAAUACCCGAAGAGAGUCUACCACCACGUGCCGAGUCGCCAGGGCCAGCGGUAGAGCCCACAGACACCACAAACCCAUCUGUGCCUUCACUACUGAGGGUCGUUGACCAGACGAUCGACAAUACCGCCACAGCCGUACCUCCAAUCGCCCCUGCUGCACGGAAUGCGCCAGGCAAACGUCAGGCAGAACAGAUAGACGAGGGGCCAGACCCAAAGAGACUGCGAACUAUGGACGUGGACAUCCCAGCAUUCUCGCCUUCCCACAUAACACCGUACUCCAAUGCAGAGUUUUUUUCUGAAAGCAGGGUGAACGAUCUGCCGAGAGAGAUAUCCAAACAGUUUGGGCUGUACGCAGAGUCCAUUACGCCCUAUGAGGCCAUAAGUAAGAUCGCCCAUCUGGGGGAUAUGGGAGUAAAAUGCACUAUAUUGUGGGAUAUAAAUGCGGCGGAGUGGGAACCGUGUCUAGUUGUUCCUUUGACAUACAGUCUGGCCAAGGUCGCACCCUUCCCCAACACACAUUAGUGUCCAAUCCUUUUUCCCCCAGGGGAUUAUCGAAAUCGAGUCAUUAUCCCCUUGUGGUACGGAAUCUUUUCGGAUGUCAUUUCCAUCAAAUAUGUAUACGCUGGAUUUUCCUUGUAGCCGGACAAAGAUCGCACAGACGUCCUUGCCAGGUGUAAGGGACUGCUUGUGCGUGUGGUGGGACCAUUUUAUAUCCGCGCCUUGAAGCCCGGUCUCGUCUUUCAAUGCUUGUAGAAGUUGAUCAUCUGUGCUCUCUAAAGCGCGCUUGAAUGAGGGCAAUUUCGACAUGAGCCUCGUAGCGAUGGAUGGUUGCAGGAGGGCAGGUUUGGAUUGAUUGUUGGGACGGGGUGAAAUGUCUGCUGACCCCUCUCUGAUGGUUAGGCUACCUUGGUCUUUGCGCAGAGCCUAACGUGCCCCGCCU
Molecule: messenger RNA, 1562 nt
Organism: Microdochium trichocladiopsis
Lineage: Eukaryota; Fungi; Ascomycota; Sordariomycetes; Xylariales; Microdochiaceae
Exons: 2
Coding region: 152-1144 (330 amino acids)
Source: RefSeq, a predicted model, not a curated record